Molecule: messenger RNA, 2167 nt
Organism: Lineus longissimus
Lineage: Eukaryota; Metazoa; Nemertea; Pilidiophora; Heteronemertea; Lineidae
Product: RING1 and YY1-binding protein-like
Exons: 4
Coding region: 80-751 (223 amino acids)
Biological process (GO): positive regulation of DNA-templated transcription
Cellular component (GO): nucleus
Molecular function (GO): DNA binding; transcription coregulator activity
Source: RefSeq, a predicted model, not a curated record
UGUUGUUCUUUUAAGAUCCUUGUUCGAUCCUGGGCCAGACAGCAGUGUUUUUGUGCUGAUUUUACCAUCAGUGGCGCCAAUGGAUGAAAAAAGGGGUUCUGGAAGAACGAAACGUCAAAUGAAGCACCAUGAUGAGGGGAAGUGGGACUGCAGCGUCUGUACGUUUAAAAAUCCACCAGAGGCAUUCAAGUGCGAGAUGUGUGAUGUACGCAAAGGUACAUCAACAAGGAAGCCGCGUGCAAACCAGCAAAUUGUUGCUGCCCAGAUAGCACAGCAGUAUGUGCCACCACCGCCGUUAAAAAAAGAAAGACCGGACCGACCUCUCCAAUCGGCCACGCUAUCUUCAUUGAAGUUAGAACCGGACGAUGAGCUGAAAGAUGAGGACGAUGAUGGGGAGCAGACGGACGAGGAGAUAAUUCCAAGCAAGGAGAGAAGGACACAUCUUGAUUCCUCUUCAUCCUCUUCGACAAUAUCUCAAAAUAGCACACAGCGACGGACAAAGAAACUACGACCGCCACGAUUAAAAAACAUCGACCGGAGUAGCGCCCAACACAUGGCGGUAACCGUUAACAACGUAACAGUAAUAAUCACAGACUAUAAGCCGAAGGAGCGGCGAAUAUCAGGGGAUGCUCAUCACCACAAUAAUAACACCAAUAACACGAACUUAAACAGUAGCACAGAUCUAGAGACUGAUGCAGUGAACGACUCAAUUCAACAAAACGGCGAGGAGUUGUCUGAUUUCGAGUGCUGAUCAUGCUGGACGUGUUCGACCGUGUUGACAUAAGCAGCUGCCUUCCAUCUUGACCCUCAAGUUUUCAAUGCCACUACGAGCACGCCGCGGGACAAAUUCAAAAUGCUGUCUUUUUCGUGAUCACAUUUCGAGGGCAGAGUACAAAUGCUUCUAUCAUGAUGACUUUUAGGUGAUUGACAUCGGUAACUAUUACUGGUGUUUGUAUGGGAUAUUAUUGUGAUUUGAGUCGGUAUCUCUGCUUAACCUGCAACUAUUUUUGUCAGAACUUUUUUAUCAUGUGAUGUAAUCACCUAAUUCACCUUGAUAAAAGACAGCCUCUGGAUUAAGGCCGCGGCCUAAAAUAGAUGAUCUUAGGCGGGUAUUUCAAAAGCACAAAAAUUUAUCAGAAUUUAGGUCAGAAUUUUUCCUAGUUGCAUUGUUUAAAAUGUGUUUACAUGUACAAGUCAUUGAUGACGUUGAGUAAGCCAUAACAUUUCGGCAAGAAUUAAUAAAGACAAGUCUUUAUCAAACUUGAUGUGGGGCGUGUAUCAAUUUGCCAGCAAGUUCAAACCUGUCAGUUUGCUUCAUGAAUUAAGGUUCACAACAUAUUCGAAAGAUCUUGUUAAUUUCUGGGUUUUAGUAACUAAAAAAUAUGUACUUGUAUAUAUUUUUAUCGAACACCAUCAUAGUAUGUAAUCAUCAAUCAAAAUUUCUGUAGGAUGUGACUAUUCUUUGCCAUCUUUAGAGUUGUGAUACAACUGUUCGGGGACCUCGUUUUAGGGGAAGGCCAUCAAAGAACUCUGCAUCAAGCGUUUAUGGACAGGUCGUGUAUUUCUUUACGAUGCCCUGGUUCUGGCCGAGCAUUCUACACCAACACAUUUUUGUUAUGUUAUCUUUAUGUCUUGCCUUUUGUUGAGGACAUGUUUUGUUUUUAAGGCUGGUUGAAUAGAAAUUUAAGUAGAGGUGGCUGAAUAGAAAUUUAAGUAGAGCGUCUUGGUCAAUUCAAGCCUUGGCUGAAUUGAAUUCCUCAUGUACUGUUCUCCAGUCCUCAAGUAUUGCUGUAGGUUAUUUUAUGCUUUGAUAUCAUCCAAGGAGUUGAUACUGUCCGAGCAAUGGACAAAAUGAGUAAGCAAACAGACAUUUCCUUCAUCAAAUGGCAGGCAUGAUCGUGCGUCUCAUUUGUCCUCAGUGCUACCAUCAUGUGAGACAGUCGGGUACAGUCUAGUGCCAUUUUUGUCUGCCGGCUAUUUUAGUUGACACCUUGUUUGUUAAUUUCCUUCAUUUGUUAUCGAAAUGUUCACAAUGGUAUGUCCCAUUCUUCCACUGCUUUUGUUUUGAUGUGAGGGAUAUUGUCAUGUUGGGUGUCCUUGGUUUGAGUUGAUUCUACCUGUAGUGUCACUUUAUGCGGGUGGGAAGAAUAUCUAUUUCGGGGGGGGG